This is a messenger RNA of Heterobasidion irregulare TC 32-1, 183 nucleotides long. RefSeq lists its product as uncharacterized. Bases 1 to 183 code for a protein of 60 amino acids. NCBI's taxonomy places the organism in Eukaryota, Fungi, Basidiomycota, Agaricomycetes, Russulales, Bondarzewiaceae. The record is from RefSeq and is a predicted model, not a curated record. The transcript has 3 exons.
AUGCCUGCAUUGGCACCUUUAGAUGAUGAUGAGGAUGAUCUUUAUAUGACUCCUCCACCUGUGACUGCACAUAAUGAGAAUGCCAAUAAUAGUGAAGAUGAGGAUGAUCUCUAUAUGACUCCUCCACCUGAGAAUCUCAAUAGGCAUGUGGUUUUAUUUAAAUUUUUGAUGGUCAUUGGCUAA